AUGGAUUUUGAUUUAGAGAGAUGUUCGGUUUCGAGUUCGGAUUCUUCUUCGGCGGCGGAUCGGAUAGAGCUGGAGGCGGCGGAGGCUUUGGCUGAUUUGGCACAUUUAGCGAUGCGAGAGGGCAGCGGUAGUGAAUGGGGAAGCAAAGGCAAACGCGCUAUGAAGCGAGUCAGGACCGAGUCUGACUCCGUCUCCACCUCUUCCGAUCUCCCCCGGGAUGGAAAUCAGCAGCAUGGUGAACCAAUACAUAGAAAUGUAGCAAUAAAUCCUCCAAAACAAGAGCUGGAUGCAGAUUUCCCUAAAACAAGUCCUAGUUGGGCAACGAGUUACCCAUCAUAUGGCACUGGCACUGGCAAGUCAAGGCUAAAUUUAACUGAGGCUGAAAAGGAAGAACGAAAACUACGUAGAAUAUUGGCAAACAGAGAGUCUGCUCGACAGACGAUUCGCCGUAGACAGGCUCUGUGCGAGGAGUUAACAAGAAAAGCUGCUGAUCUAUCAUGGGAGAAUGAAAACUUAAAGAAGGAAAAAGAGUUGGCCUUGAAAAGCUAUCAGUCUUUAGAGAUCACAAAUAAGCACUUAAAAGAACAGAUGGCUAAGUUAAUAAAAGCUGAGGUGGAGGGAUCUCCAGGAGACCUGAAGUCAGCCCUUGUUGACAUACCUACUACUGCACCUACAAACUGCCCUUUGCUUGUAUAUAACCAACAUGCAUUUUCACCUCAUUGCUGGCCUUCUAUUAUUCAAUCUUCAAAUCCUAUCCAAUCACAUUAUAGGACUCAGAAUGCCAUUGUAAUUCCAUCAAGCAUCCCCAUGCCAACUAAUGGAAAACAUGAUUCAUCACAGCUGCAACAAGAAAACGCUGUAAUUGUUAGUGGCCCAAGGACACCCUUAUAUAUAGUGUCCUGUCCAUGGUUCUUUCCAGGUCCUGAUCAUGGGAAUGGACUGCACGCGCAGCCUUCUUUUAGCUUUAAACACGUACAAGAUGGAACUUCUGUGAAUAAUCUAUGUUGUGGUAGUUCAUCUCCAAAAGCUGCUGCACGUAUGGAGAACCGGCAUUCCUCUUUAUCCAUUAAAGUUAAAUCAGAAACUGCUAGCUCAGCUGAAGGCAGGGUUAUCAACGAUCUAAAUGAGACGCCAGUAGGAUUUACCCGAGAUGGAGGUGGUCAGUGUGAAGGACCUCACCCUAAAGAAAUGAUUCCUACUUCUCUACCUCUAACUUCUGUUACGCCUACAAUAGCUGUUAAAGAUGAGCCUGGGCCCAAGUCAGAGUAUGCUUUCGGUGCUAAUGGUAUAUGCACAAAAGCUAGUCAUCUAAUGAGUGUUUUACCAGAAAAGAAUCAAGACCCAUUUAAAUUCCCGAGCAAGAAGCUAGUGGAUGCAGCAGAGGCAGCAGAGGCAAGGAGGAGGAGAAAGGAACUUACAAAACUAAAAAACCUCCAUGGCCGCCAAUGUCGAUUUAACUGUUGA
Messenger RNA from Dovyalis caffra, 1464 nucleotides. The record is from the annotation of a GenBank genome assembly. NCBI's taxonomy places the organism in Eukaryota, Viridiplantae, Streptophyta, Magnoliopsida, Malpighiales, Salicaceae.